GCCAACAGUCUUCAAAGUUCAGAUCAGCUGCAAUUCCAGAUCCAAUCUGCCUGGCGCCUCCGAGUCUGAGCUGUGGAGCAGUGAGCACCAGUUUCUGUUUGCUGCAUUCUCAUGAUUUUUCAGGCCCUCUUUCAGGCACCUGUAGCUGAGGUGUUGAAGAAUAUCAUUCUUCACGUCCAGCAGAAAAUAGUUGGGAUUGAAAGCAAAGUCCUUUCUGCAGUGGUUGCACGUAAGGAAGGAAGGGGAGUUUCUUUCGGCGGUCAGGGGUUUCCAGACGUUGCGCUCUCUGAACUUUUGAAAUGACCUUGCGGCUCCCAACUGAGUAGCGGCAAGGUGGCGGGGUAGACUGGUAUACACAGGCAAGCAGCGGUCUGAGUGCCACCAAUCAAGUUUGUAGCGAGCAUGCCUGAACCUCUAGAAACGCACUAGAGAAAUCCAACGGGUCUGUUGCACUUGGACACCACCAAGAUGUAAGCUAUUGCUGGGGAUGGGCCACUCUUCAGUGAGUGCCGCAAAGUCCCCUUUUGCAAUUGGUCACUCGUUUGUUCUGCCAGCUGACAGCUCAAGCCUCAGUACAGCAGGGUUUGAAUCGUAAAUUCAAUGAGAAGCAGCUGACGUGCUCAAUCAAACUUAUUGUCACACUAAUCAAGCAGGAGUGCCCCACAAAGGGAGUGCUUGGAUUGUUUGAUAUUGGAGUUCCGAACAAGUGGAAGGGCCGAGCUGAGGCGCCUGUGGGCGAUGUUCACGUCUGGCAGCAGCCAGACCGUCGCACCAGGGGGCCAGCAAAGUCAGGCCGGGAGAGCAGGGUUCACCCCCCCAGAGCGGUGAAACACGGCGCACGACGUUCAGGGCGCUGUUCAAGGGGGUGGGGCCGGCGGCGCAGCCGCCCCCCCACAUCGCGCUCACGGCCGCCAACAUGUCGAACACAGACCUCCCCGCGCUCGGGAAGAAGAAGAAGCCGGGGUGCCGCAUGUGGCUCCGGUUCGACAUUUACGGGAACACCGAGGUGCUUGAGGUGGACAAAUAUGCAAUCAUGCGGCGCGCGUCCAUCCCCGCGCGCGACCUCCGCAUCCUCGGGCCGCUGAUGUCGAACUCGUCGACCAUUCUGGGGCGCGAGAAGGCGAUCGUGCUGAACUUGGAGCACAUCAAGGCGAUCAUCACGGCAGAAGAGGUCCUGCUGCUCAAUGCAAACAGCGCGGCGGUGAUCCCGUUUGUGGAGGAGCUCAGGAGGCGGAUCUCGCUGCCGGCGACGAGCCCCCUGAGGGAGGAGGCGGCGAGCCCGGACCGGGCGAACGGGAUGCAGAACCACGAUUCGCUGCCGUUCGAGUUCCGCGUGAUGGAGGUGGCGCUUGAGGCGGUGUGUAGUUACCUCGACGCUCGGACGCAAGAGCUCGAGGGCGACGCGUAUCCGGCCCUGGACGAGCUCACGGCAAAGGUGACGGUGAUGAACCUGGACCGGGUCAGAGGGCUCAAGAGUCGGCUGACGCGUCUCACGGCCAGGGUGCAGAAGGUGCGCGACGAGCUGGAGCAGCUGUUGGACGACGACGGCGACAUGGACGAUAUGUACCUGACGCGCAAGAUGCUGAACGCUCAGAAGGAGGCAUCGCGCGCGGGGUUCACGGUUGCGCCGGACGACGAAAUCCUGAACUCGCCCAUGGUCAUGUCUCGGGCCAGCAGCCGGCGCGCGUCCGGCGCGCUGAGCCAGAUGGAGAGCGACAGCGACAGCGACAGCAGCGACGGCAAGUUCGACGUGGAGGAGCUGGAGAUGCUGCUCGAGUCGUACUUUCUACAGAUCGACACCUCGCUCAAUAAGCUCUCCACGCUGAACGAGUUCAUCGACGACACGGAGGACUACAUCAACAUCGAGCUGGACAACCAGCGUAACAUCCUGCUGACGAUGCAGCUCAUGCUGACGACAGCAACCUUCGUAGUCGGCUGCUACACGGUCGUGGUCGGCGUGUUCGGAAUGAACAUCCCAAACAAGCUUUACCACAAAGGGUCCAUGUUCAAGUGGGUGGUGGGGAGCAGCAUAUUCGGGAUGUUCGUCAUCUUUUUCGCGGUCAUCGCGUACGCCAAACGGCAGAACCUGAUUGUUAUGUGAGCGGGGCCCCUCAUUGCGGUGCUUUAGAGAACAGGAUGCUAGUGGCGGCCCGUGAAAUCUUAGAACCGGAGUUAAAUCGCUCUCAUUUAAAAAGUGGAGUACCCUGGCACUGGGAGCCUAGCCUAGAGCUCGCUAACCUACGAUAAACCUAUAUAACUGACUGGAGGAUCGGUGAAGCAUCAUCAAUCCGUCUUUCCUCAUACAACUCAUGC
Molecule: messenger RNA, 2313 nt
Organism: Klebsormidium nitens
Lineage: Eukaryota; Viridiplantae; Streptophyta; Klebsormidiophyceae; Klebsormidiales; Klebsormidiaceae
Source: the annotation of a GenBank genome assembly